Molecule: messenger RNA, 348 nt
Organism: Microthlaspi erraticum
Lineage: Eukaryota; Viridiplantae; Streptophyta; Magnoliopsida; Brassicales; Brassicaceae
Source: the annotation of a GenBank genome assembly
AUGCGAAGCAAACAUCCAAGUUUUAGGAAGCCAUUCAAGAAGCGCUUCAACAAAUUCUGCCGGAAAAGAUUCUUCAAAAAAAAGCGAAGCUUUGAAAAGACGACAAAGUGCUUUCUAUGCCACCAAGAAGGACAUUUCGCAAAGAAUUGCCCCAACAGAUCGAGAAAGAAAAAGCAAUAUCUCAUCAACUCAAUCUCAAGCAUAGCGCCGGAUAUCGAUCUCGACAACCAUGAUCUCGAGUCUGAGUCUGUAUUAUCAUACGACAGCGACGACAAAGAUGGUUUGUGUGAAUACUCGGAUUACGACUAUUCAUCAGAAUCAUCAUAUGAUGAAAACGAAGAUGAAUGA